This is a messenger RNA of Juglans microcarpa x Juglans regia, 749 nucleotides long. RefSeq names its product probable histone H2A variant 3. NCBI's taxonomy places the organism in Eukaryota, Viridiplantae, Streptophyta, Magnoliopsida, Fagales, Juglandaceae. The record is from RefSeq and is a predicted model, not a curated record. Gene Ontology annotation, cellular component: nucleosome. Gene Ontology annotation, molecular function: structural constituent of chromatin; protein heterodimerization activity; DNA binding.
GUUUUUAACGAUACCUACCUCCAACUCCAGUCUCCAACCUUUUCGUACUCUUUUUCCUUGUCUCCGAAAUCUUUCACGCAGAGGGGGUCUAUCUAUCUGUCGCCAGUUGGUAAUUGAAGAGCGGAAAGAAUGUCGGGGAAAGGCGCAAAGGGUUUGAUAAUGGCAACCCCUGCCCUAAACAAGGACAAGAAGAAGUCUACCACUCGCUCCUCUCGGGCCGGUCUUCAGUUCCCGGUUGGUCGAAUUCACCGGCUCCUCAAGACAAGGGCCACAGCCCAUGGAAGAGUUGGUGCAACGGCUGCCGUAUACUCUGCUGCUAUCUUGGAAUAUCUGACUGCUGAAGUUUUGGAGCUGGCAGGUAAUGCAAGUAAAGAUCUGAAGGUUAAGCGCAUAACUCCUAGGCAUCUGCAGCUUGCAAUUCGCGGUGACGAAGAACUUGAUACACUCAUCAAAGGAACAAUAGCUGGAGGUGGCGUGAUUCCUCACAUUCACAAAUCACUCAUCAACAAGUCCUCCAAGGAUUGAAAUAAUGAUGGAUUCGUAUAUUGUUAACUAACUUUGGUAGAAUGAGAUUGCUGUUUCCAUUUUGUGACAUCUUAUUAAUCCUUGAGGUUUCUUCUCCAGUAAUCAAAGGAUAUCCCCCUCUGAAGUAGUGGUUGAGGGACAUUUUGCAUGGUUGUGUAUUAGUAAUGCAGUCUGAAUAUAUACAUACAAUAUAUAUACAUUUUAGGUAGGUUAUAUCUUGAUCA